UCUUCCACCUAUUCUACGGGAGACAAAAAGGCUUCACAGUCAGGAAAAGCACAAGAAAGAGACGGUGAAAAAAAAUAAUAAAAAAGUAGCUCGGAAUCGGCAAACGACAGUAUCGUGAUUUUUGAAACCCUAGCGAACUUCUUCUUCUUCUGAAUCUCCGCUGUUCGAUCUCGAGGGUGGUUGGAUGCCUCAAGGUGGGGCAUCACUGCGGUGAUAGCCGGCUGACGGGACUGGCGGCUGAGGUAGGCAGCUCUGGACGAAGAUGGCACUGUUCAGGAGGUUGUUCUACAGGAAGCCGCCGGAUCGGUUGCUGGAGAUCUCCGAGAGGGUGUAUGUGUUUGACUGUUGCUUCUCCUCCGAAACUCUUAGAGAUAAAGAGUACAAGGAUUACCUUGGAGUUAUAGUUUCCCAGCUUCAAGAUUACUUUCCUGAUGCCUCAUUCAUGGUAUGCAACUUUAGGGAAGGGGAUAAGAAGAGUCAUAUCUCUGAUAUUUUGUCGGAGUAUGAUAUGACAGUUAUGGACUACCCUCGGCAAUACGAAGGUUGUCCCUUACUUCCAUUGGAGAUGAUCCAUCAUUUCUUGAGGUCUAGUGAGAGCUGGUUGUCUCUUGAAGGGCAACAUAAUGUUUUACUGAUGCAUUGUGAGAGGGGAGGUUGGCCUGUUCUUGCUUUCAUGCUCGCAGGCCUUCUUCUCUACAGGAAGCAGUACAAUGGGGAGCAGAAGACCCUUGAAAUGGUCUAUAAGCAAGCCCCCAAGGAAUUGUUUCAUCUCUUUUGCUCGUUGAAUCCGCAACCUUCUCACCUGAGAUACUUGCAGUACAUAACCAGACAAGGCAGUGGGUCAGAUUGGCCUCCUAAGGAUAAACCCUUAAUGUUGGAAUGCAUCAUUCUUAGGGUUGUUCCACAAGUUGAUACUAUGGGAGGUUGCAGACCGGUUGUUCGAAUUUAUGGCCAAGACCCUCUGAAUCCUACGAACAGGAGCUCAAAGAUACUUUUUUCAACUCCAAGGACCAGAAUAAGUGUUAGGCAUUAUAGACAGGAGGAGAAUGCAGACCCAAAAAUAAGUGCUAGAUGUCGUGUUCAAGGAGAUGUUGUCCUUGAGUGUAUCCAUGUGGAUGAGGAUUUGGAGCGAGAGGUGAUGAUGUUCAGAGUCAUGUUUAACACUGCGUUUAUUGAGUCUGAUAUACUAUUGCUGAACAAUGAGGAAAUUGAUGUUGUCUGGAAUGUGAAGGAUCAGUUUCCCAGAGAUUUCAAAGUAGAGGUACUCUUUUCAGACUUUAAUGUGGCUAAAUCUGAAAUGAACUUAGAAGCAGCAACUGGAGGUGAUGAUGAUGAUGAUGGUGACUUCGAAGGUGCUUCCACAGAGGAGUUUUUUGAGGCAGAAGAGAUUUUCAGCACCUCAGAAAUGCAUGCAGAUACUCAGAUACUUCGUACAAAAAGUGCAGUGGAUGACAAUGUUCCAGAUUCAGAAAUUCAUGUUGUAGCUGAUAAAGAUGUGAAAAAAUUAGAAAAUGGCAUUACACAGCAGAGUUCCUACGGUUCCAUCAAUGGGAGACCAGAUGAAAUUGAUAGAACUGAUGCACUGGUUGAACUUACAAAAAUAGAAGUGAAGGACACAUGUGCAACCACUGAUUCUGGACCUAAUGUUACUGAAAAACUUAUUAUGCUGGAUGAUGUGUUUCCACUUGAGGAGAAGAGAAUGUUAGAAAGCAGUAGUUUGUUGGGGAAAACAGAGGCUCUUUCUUCAACGGUUGAAGAAGAAUCUUCUGGAGCACAAUCUUUCGAUGAUUCUGAGGCCAAAACAUUUUAUUCAUCAGUAAUAAGCAAUUUCUUCCAGAAGACAAGAACUAUAGAUGGCGAAAUUGGCAAGUUGGAGAACCUCGCACUGUCAAAUGGAAGAAACAACAAAAUAGAAUAUAGUGUUUCUGAAGAGGGUAUGGAUGGCUCUACUGCUAAAAGAACAUUUUUUUUUGAUAGUAGUGCUAUGAAUAGCCUUGUUACACGGGAAGUAUCUUUUUUGGAUGGCAGGGAUCACGACUUAACUAGUCUAAGUGUGGUUGAUCAUAAAGUAGAAGAACUACAUACACAUGAUUCCCAGCAUGAUUUGAAAAUUAAGGUAGAGGCAUAUUCUGAUAGCUGGUUGGAAACAUCAUCUGCUACCGAGCGGAGAGAAAUUGGACCAAACUUUACUAUUUGUGAUAAAGCAACUAUUAGUGAAAAUUUGAUAGCAUUAGAUGAGGCGAAUGAGGUGGAAAGGGAGAAGUUAGCAGAAAUCAACAAUUUCAUGCAGAAAAGUAGGGUUCUAGAUCCCUUACUCAUGGAAGAAAGGAGUACAGGAGACCCAAUCCAUCUUGAAUGUUUAGUCAAAGGAGCUUUUUACCAGAAUGAUGGUGAGGAUGUUACAGAUGACAUGCUCGAUACCCACGUUUCAGAUUCUGAAGAUAAGGGUGCAUUGGAAGUAACUGUCUCGAAAAGUGAUCUCGAUAUGAUUUCUAUAUCUAGGAAAUCUAUUGUAAGUGAUGUUAAUCAAAAGUUUGGGUUGAGUGACGCUGCAAGCAAAAGAAUUUGUGCUGCAGAAACUGUUGAUUUUGAAAGAGAAAGUAAUGGUAGCGUUUGUGAAGCAAGGGUUGAGGCAAAGUUUACAAAUAAGAAGACGGGAAGUAUUACUCAGAGGCAGAAUAAUGAGAAGGUUUUGCCUCCCAUGAAAAAAUUCCCAACAAAUAGCCGGCCUCCUUCUAAUCCUGUCGCAGCUAAACAAAAGAGUAGCCAUCAAGAAGCGACAAACUUACAUGCAAAAGCAGCCAAAACUAAAAUUGUUGCUCGGUGGAUAUCACCCCAAAAGGCUUCUGAUUUGACAUCAUCAUAUAGGCCUUCUCACCCUCCAUCUAGAUACAACAGUGCACCACCUGCUUUAGCCAUGCCCUCGGUUCAGACAAAUGAUGAAAGUAUUAAUGUUAUGGAUCGUUUAGUAGACUGUAAUUCUUUGGAUGGGUAUGUUUCUUCAGUGGGCAGUGUGCCAUCACUUUCUCCUCCAUUAAUAGAGCCUUCGAAACAUGCCCUUGAUCAUUUAUCAAUUUCAUGCCAGCAUACAGCUGCCCAUUCUCCUGCAUUGCAAUCUCCACCAUCUCAACAGCCUCCCAGAGUGCCAUUAGUUGAAACUCACAGCUUGGGCACUAAAUUAAAAAAUUCUUCAACCCAAACUUCUCUCUCCCCUCGAUCUCCAUCACCUCCACCUCCACUACCACCUCUUUCUUUGCCUCCAACUUCCAAUCCACCUCCUCCUCCAACUCCACCUCCUCCUCCACCAUUGCCAUUUGGAUCAUCCAUCAAAGGCCCAUUUUCAUCUCCUGAUUCAUGUAUGGUUGAUGUUACAUAUGCCAUAGGCCUUCCUUCCUAUGCAACUACUCAACUUGUGUUUCCUGCAGCAAAAAAGGCAGGCCCGCCGCCUCCUCCUCCUCCUCCUCCGCCCCUUCCACAACCUGCAUUCUCAGGAAGAUCCAUCAAAGAUGAAUCUCCUUCGCCCCCUCCACCACCCACUGUCUCAGGAUCAUCCAUCAAAAUCUCAUGCCCUCCUCCACCUCCACCUCCACCUCCA
This is a messenger RNA of Dendrobium catenatum, 3595 nucleotides long. Its product is annotated as formin-like protein 5. The record is from RefSeq and is a predicted model, not a curated record. Lineage: Eukaryota; Viridiplantae; Streptophyta; Magnoliopsida; Asparagales; Orchidaceae.